Messenger RNA from Gallus gallus (chicken), 4423 nucleotides. It is a transcript of the gene UBIAD1, whose product is annotated as UbiA prenyltransferase domain containing 1. The transcript has 3 exons. Gene Ontology annotation, biological process: menaquinone biosynthetic process; vitamin K biosynthetic process. Bases 93 to 1094 code for a protein of 333 amino acids. Gene Ontology annotation, molecular function: prenyltransferase activity. Gene Ontology annotation, cellular component: endoplasmic reticulum; Golgi membrane. The record is from RefSeq and is marked validated. Lineage: Eukaryota; Metazoa; Chordata; Aves; Galliformes; Phasianidae.
GCCGGCAGCCCUCCGCCCUCCACGGCAGCCCGUGCGCGUUGUACGCGUGCGCGAAGGCUGAGGUGCCGCGCCGCGCCCGGUGCUGCGAGAGCAUGGGGCCGGCGGAGCUGGUGCAGAAGAUCAGCAUUAACGCCGAGAGCCCUCGCGGCGGCGAGAGGAACGACUGCGGGGCGGGGGCUGAGCGCGGCCCCGCCGGCGGCUGGAGGCAGAAGUGCGCGGCCUAUGUGCUGGCGCUGCGGCCCUGGAGCUUCAGCGCUUCUCUCACCCCCGUGGCUCUGGGCAGCGCGUUGGCCUACCGGGCCGAGGGAGCGUUGGACCCGCGGCUGCUGGUGGGCAGCGCCGUGGCCGUGCUGGCCGUGCACGGGGCCGGCAACCUGGUGAACACGUACUACGACUUCUCCAAAGGCAUCGAUCACAAGAAGAGCGAUGACAGGACGUUGGUGGACCAGAUCUUGGAGCCUCAGGACGUGGUCCGGUUCGGGGUGUUCCUGUACACUGUAGGUUGCAUCUGCGCUGCAGGGCUCUACGCUGUCUCAACGCUGAAGCUGGAGCACCUGGCCCUGGUUUACUUCGGGGGGCUGUCCAGCUCCUUCCUCUAUACCGGAGGAAUUGGAUUUAAAUAUGUUGCACUUGGAGAUGUGGUGAUCCUGAUCACCUUUGGGCCCCUGGCCGUCAUGUUUGCCCAUGCUGUGCAGGUUGGUUAUCUGUCUGUCUCACCACUGCUCUACGCUGUCCCUCUGGCUCUCAGUACUGAGGCCAUCCUGCACAGCAACAACACGCGAGACAUGGAGUCUGACCAGCAGGCGGGCAUUGUCACCUUGGCUAUCCUCAUCGGCCCUGCGUUCUCCUAUGUUCUCUACACCGUGCUGCUCUUCUUACCCUACUUGAUUUUCUGUGUGUUGGCCACACGCUACACCAUCAGCAUGGCAUUGCCACUGCUCACCAUCCCGAUGGCAUUUUCACUGGAGAGGCAAUUUCGGAGUCAAAACUUCAACAAAAUUCCUCAGCGGACAGCCAAACUCAACCUCCUUUUGGGGCUCUUCUAUGUUUUUGGAAUUAUGCUGGCACCAGCUGGUGCUCUGCCCAAACUGUAAGGAGCUGUAGAGCCAGACCUCACGGUUCAGUAUUAAUGCCAAUAAAGAGGGGGAUUAUGUGGGUAGUUGACCUGUUGUGGACAGCAUGAAGCAUGGAGAGACUGUCCUGAGCUGCUGAUUGUAUGUGAGUGUUAUGAUUUCUGGUCUAGGUUAGCUUUCACAACAGGCUUUAGAGAAGUCAUUUAUCAGUUCCUUGGAAUAUCGCUUCCUUGCAGCUUUGAUUCUAGAGAAGCAACGUGACCUGAGGACAAGAGUUUAAAGAAUGUCACCCUUCUGCUGAUGGAUUCUGAGCGGCUUCCACUGUUAAUGGAAGUAAGAUUGAGUCUUAUGCAAACUCUCCCUUUACAAGUAGAUUGAUUGCUCUUACAACUCCUUACCGUGGUCAUGGAGUUCAGCGGCUCCUACGUGGCGAAUAGACAGCACUGCCAAAUGUUUAGCAUCACAAUGAGAUAGGUGCUAUUACUUCACUCCCUUGAGAGCGUGAUUCAUCAAUUGUAUCUUUUAAUUUUUGUUGGUUUUCUCUUUCCUUUUGAGCUUUAAUUUCCAAGCCCCCUGAAUGGUACUAGGAAGCUGAUUCAUUCACUGCUGUCUCUGCUGGAUUCUUAUAGUCUAGAAAAUACGAAACUAUGUCUCUGUGGUGUGUUGGUGCUAAAAUGGAGCACAACUAGCCCACUGCACAAGCUUGAAGACAAAACCAGUAAAUGUAUUCUGCUUUGAAAGCUGAACCUGUAAAUGCAAAUCACGCCACUGAAUAGCUUUCAGUGUGUAGAAAAACAAGUGGUUUCCCUUUCUAUGUCUGAAAGGACAGCCAGCUAGUUAAGGAGAACUGAUGGCCAGGGUGCCAGAAUUCUUGGACUCGGAUUGAUAUUGGAGUGGGAGAACAAGCUUUCAGUUAAAAAAAUGUGGUUUUCUUAUUGUCGUUCUCUCUGCCUAUUUAGAGGCUUGAAGUACCAUAGUCAAAUGUCCUAUUGCAAGGCCUAAAAGAAGCCCAAGUAAGAAGUGAAGGAAAAAGACAUGAGGUUAGCAAAAAGCAAUGAUUGUGUUGGCUCUACGUAUAAUUCAGAACUGGGAACAGGAAGAAACCAUCUUUACUAACCAGAUUUUUUCCUAAGGCAGACCAGUUUGUGUGACUGAAUCCCACUUAAAUGUUAGGAGCUCUGAAGUGAGUUUUCCCCACCUCUUCUCCUCCCCCUACACCUUUACAGCAUUGUUUUAUUUUCUUCUCUAGAUCUCACCUAUUGAUACUUUGACUGUUUGGAGAACUGCUUGUUUCACUAAAUGUGCAGCAGUUUGAAAAACAAACCAUGCCAAACAUAACUGGGAAACAUCCAUUCCUAUACUUAGGGGUUUGCUGAGUUGUUUGUUUAGAGGAGUUGUGAAGAGCUUCACAGGAACUCAUCCUGGUGUUCCACUCCUGCUAUUAGUGCCUGGAGCACAGCUUUGCUUUUGAACCAAGGGGGAGCAUGUUAAUUACUAUAUAAAGGACUUUUAAACACGAGCAAUAAACUUAGCGUGGUGUUGUCCUCUGUCUGCCAUAAUUAAGUCAUACAUUCAAAAGUACUGAGUGUUGUAUUAGUGGAGUGUGCCACUGCCAGCGCUGAAGCUGUUAAUAAGACAAGAUUACAUAGUAUUGAGGGUUCAGUGGCAAUGCCUGACCUGACUGGGCACAAGACAAGAUAUGGACUUCAGCAACUGUCUGCUGCUGUAUAGAGCAAAAUACGUGGUUAGAUUAGAAACAUGAGGAGAGAAGGAAAAAAUUCACCUUGGGCAGAUGGAGGGAGAUAGCCAGAAGUGUUUUGGAAAUUGCUUUAAGUAGAGACAUACAACACAGUACUGUUGUUUCUUUGCGGACCUACAGAAUAAAGAGCUUGGCUCUGUGACCCACGUCACUUUUUUGCAGAGUAAAAGCUUUUCUGGAGGUGUGGACUGAGCUGGUGCAUCUGCUAAUUCUACACUUGGAGAUAGGUGGGUGUAUUAAUCCCAGCAGCUUCGUUGUUACCCUUUGUAGCAGCUGUGUGCUUCAUUUUGUGAUGGCUCCUUUUUAUGUAGCUGUCAGUUUAAAAGUGUAGUUCUCUUUUUCUACUCCUUAUGCAUAGAAUUACUCAAGCUAAAUUCCUUGUGGUAUCUAAGACAUGGCUCAUGUAUCUGAUAGCUGUACUGGUGGAGAAAGACCUGGGGAAUAACUAGUAGUGAAGUAGUGUAUGCAACUGUGGUUGUAUUGGGGCUGCUCCUUGGUCAUGAGAAGGACCAUUGCUUUUUGUUCGAAGAGAUGAAGGAAGAGUUCACUAAUGUGUGUGUAUCUUUGUGGAACUCUUUUCAAGGAGAGGAGUUUCAAAGCAGUUUAGUGGUGAGGAUUUGAGGAAAAUCAGUCUAAAAUGCUUUUGCUUCCUGACAGAUGCUGGUUGCAUACAGUUCCCUGUCUGUGAAAGAAUAUAACUCCACGUUCUUGGGGAUACUGAUAAGAGCUCCCACUUUCUUCACCAUGGCCUUGAGGAAGUCAUUUACCAACUUGGUGUAUCAGGAAACAGCUAACUAUUGCCUACCUCACAGGGACACUGAGCCAACAUCACUAUCACAGCUUUGAAAGUAACAAGUGCUUUAUCUCUGUGUGCUUUCCAAAAGUGUGUUAGCAUUAGAAAGUAUUAUAGGUAUGAACUAACCUAACGGGUGACUGAACCAGUGUGAGCAGACCAAAAUCGCCUCCGAGCUGACAGUGAGUGGUAAGAGAGGCUCCCUCGGUUUGUUCUGUGAUGAGGAUGCUGAGUCUUUCCCUGUCUCUCUCCUUCCUGUCCCAUGUACCUGAAUACACAUUUCUUAAGCUUCUUACAGGUCUCUCUUGAGCUGUGUUGCUGUGUGAUGAGUCUGCACUGGUAGGUUAACUGAUAAAUGUGUCCUAAAGCACCUCCUAGCCUUUCUUACUCAGUAAAAUGACUGAAUGUUACUCUGUUAACCAUACUGGGCUAAAUUAUUUUAUUUCACUCUGUGUUUUCGCACGUGUUUUAGAGAGUUCUUUGGGAAGGAUGGGGUCUUUCUCUGCAGUGGUUAUAGUAUAAGGACAUGAAAGCUCAUACCUAUUAUUUCAUGUGUGCCGAGUCUUCUUACGAGUUGUGUUGUCGUGUCCUUCCAUCUCGUUGGAUAAGAAGUUCAGUAGCAGUGGUCACCUCACGUUAACAGCAGACUUCACAGUGGUGUUCACGUUUCCAUCAAUAAGCAGAAUUUCCUUUGAUGCAGUUUUCUGUGCCACGUACUGCUCAGCAUUUGUAAGGAGCUUCCAGCUGAACUUCCUCAAGUUUUAAUCUUUUUAAUAAAGAUGGACUUUUUCAUCCUCA